Messenger RNA from Ostertagia ostertagi, 1464 nucleotides. Lineage: Eukaryota; Metazoa; Nematoda; Chromadorea; Rhabditida; Trichostrongylidae. The record is from the annotation of a GenBank genome assembly.
AUGUGCAGUUCCACUUGUGCUUGUGGUUGCCUAACACCAUUUCCAGGCUGCCUGUUCUAUAGAGUUGCGCAAGUGCCGAAGAAUGAGGCAAUAUACCACAUAUUCAAGUGCGCCUCGUGGAAUCCUGAAAUCCACAUUUCGCUCGAAACAACCUUCACUGGAACCACAACGAGCAAUCCCUUGCAGUUACACCCAUACGUGUCAAAAAUGAUAGAUGGAUGGGACAUCAAGGUAACAUCACUGCAACAUAUCAUACAUGCCGCUCUAAGUAAGCGCUUCGCAGAAUCCGCAGCGGGAUUCAAAAUGCUAGGCGAUGCAUUCAAAAUCGCCGUCGAAUGUCCAGAUGAGAACACUGCUAGAAAACACUUCGCCAAUUGUUCAAAUGAGGUGGUUUGCUCGUGUAGUCACACAAUGGCGGCCGCACAAUGCGUCUGCCCUCAAAACAGUUUUCAGGAACCGCAGAACUCCACCACCAACUUGCCAGCCAUAGAGCCUCACCUAAACAUUACUGCUUCGGAAACAGUGAUGAUUGACACAGACGAUACCGAGGUAACAUUACUCGUUACGUCAAAAAACCAAUUCCAAAUGGCACAGGUGGUGGUAGAUCCUCCCUGCUCCAUGCAUGCAACAAGCAUAACAGGGUGCUACGACUGCUCGGAAGGAGCAAAAGCCACAGUGUACUGUCGCUCAGAUUCAUCCAGCGAUAUAACCCUGGAAUGCACAGACCAAACAUUCCUUAUCGGCUGCUCGAAGCAGACAAAGCCAAAUGUCCUAAAGCUUCAAUACGAUCAUGCUGAAGUAAAAGACAUUUGUUCAUUCCGAUGUGGAGGGAAAACCUCCAAAAUCGACUUAUCUGGUACUCUUUUUUAUCACACACCCACGUUAGAUCACGAAAUAUUCGAAGACAUCAGUCCUCUUCUUGGCACGAUAACUAAGCACUGGAAAAUAACGGCUGCAGUUAUCGGCGGUUUUACAGUAAUCGGUCUACUCAUAUACUUCUUCGGACCCACAAUAAUAAUCGCCAUAAUCCGUAUACUCACCAAUAUCAUCCUUGCACUCCCACGGUCCCUCUUGGAGUGCACCACUAGUUUUCUCUCCCUUUUGCUUCUUCGUCUUACUCUUAAUUUGCUGAAGUAUGACAUUCAAGAGACUAAAAACAAGGUAUUCCGUCUUGAGAAUAAGAUCGACACUAUUCUCACCAAUACUACUCCUCGUCAUCCAUGUAUUUUCUGUGAAGGUGACAAUGAAGACGGUCACCGCUCUUCUGUUUGCUCUGUAUUCCCUGAUCCAAUUGCUAGAUCGUUUCGUCUACGAGAUCUCAAUAGAUGCAUCUCGUGCCUUGCUCCCGCUCAUGGCCAAUGCUCGAACAAAUGUCGUGGUUGCGGAGGAACUCAUCAUGCUAUUCUCUGCACCGAGCGGUCAAAGCAAGGGCCGCCGCAGAAGCGACAAAGGCUCGAACACUAA